AUGUUUAUUCAAAUUCAUUACGGUGAAAAAAAAACACUUAUUGUUAAUUAUAAUUCAAAGUUGAAACAUAUAUUCGAUUAUAUCCGUGAAAAAUGUGACCUAGUAGACAUUGUUAGAUUUGAUUUAUGUAAUUUUAUCACAAGUGAACCAAAACGUUUAAUGGAACAGCCAAGUUUGAAUUUAAAUGCACAAACAUUAUUUACACAACGAGAACAAUUGAUACUCAUGAAAAUUGAUGAGUGUGACCAAUAUAUUCCAUUGUUAAACGAUCCCGAUUAUAUAACUCCUGAUUAUUUGAAUAAAUUACGGAAAGCUACAAAAAUGAUCUCUUUUACCGGUUCAACUUUGAAAACUAGAAAACUAAUGAGAAAAGUGUUAACUCCAACACCCGUACCAACACCCAUACCAACGACAGAUCAACAAGAUGUUAAGCCACGUCGACGGAGUUUGAAAGCAGUAGCAAUAGUCGCUCGAUUUCACAAUUAUAAUAAUAAUAGUUCAAUAGCGGCAAAACAACAAAGAAAAACAUGA
Didymodactylos carnosus is the source of this 531-nucleotide messenger RNA. Lineage: Eukaryota; Metazoa; Rotifera; Eurotatoria; Philodinida; Philodinidae. The record is from the annotation of a GenBank genome assembly.